Messenger RNA from Carassius carassius (crucian carp), 3329 nucleotides. RefSeq names its product ensconsin-like. The record is from RefSeq and is a predicted model, not a curated record. The transcript has 15 exons. The coding region runs from base 118 to 1965 and encodes 615 amino acids. Lineage: Eukaryota; Metazoa; Chordata; Actinopteri; Cypriniformes; Cyprinidae. Gene Ontology annotation, biological process: microtubule cytoskeleton organization. Gene Ontology annotation, cellular component: microtubule cytoskeleton.
ACCAGUUUAUUCCCUGCUACAGAUGCACUGAUAAGCCGUUGGCUGGAGUGGAAGACUUGAGCACAGGGAACACAGAUGCUCUACAUGUAUUAGACAGACACACACACUCACUGUAAGAUGCCAGCUCAUCUGAGCCUGGCAGAACAGGAACGGGAGUGGAGGAAGACAGAGCUGGGUCUCUCUGCGAUCUCGGAGAAGGGACGGAUGAAGAUGUGCGACACUGCGAGGAAGCAGAGAGGUUCCAGAUCUGAUGCUAAACCCACAGCCCUGGAGCAAAAAAGAAAAGCAUGUGCUCCACUGAACAUCAAAUCACCACAGAUUAAUAUCAGCAAACGAAAUGGAAAUAAUACAGAAUCAAAUGUGCUGAAAGUGGACGAGAGACUGCGAUUGGCCCGGGAACGCAGAGAGGCGUACCAAAAACAGCUGGCACUGCGCGAGCGCGGUUGGCUGGCGAGGGAAGAGCGGGCCAAGCAGUUCUACGAGAAACACCUUGAGGAGCGAAAGAAGAGGUUGGAGGAGCAGCGACAAAGAGAGGAAAGGAGGAGGAUGGCGGUUGAGGAGAAGCGCAAACAGAGACUCAAAGAAGAAAGAGAGCGUUAUGAGUAUGUGGUGCAGAAGACGAUGGAGAAAAGUCAGAAGGCCAAACAGAAACCUGGCCACUGCUCACGAAGGGUCGGCAAGAAUGAAAACAAUAAUGCUAAACGCCGCUCUCUUAGUCAAUGGGAGAUUGACCUUGUCCGUCGUCUUCAGACUCCUACCGUCUCUUAUCUAGCAAGAAGCAAGAGUGCUUUGUGUCUGUCACGAGACACAGUUGUUCAUAUUUGUCGUCGUUCAGCCUCAUGUCAUACCAUGAACUCAAGCAUCACACAAAAGCCCCAGGUGCACUGCAGGAAAGUGGCAAACAGGCCUGUAAGCUCAAGUACAAACAUCACCAUCCGAAGAACCACCAACAGAGAGCUGGUGGUAAAAGGCAAUUUUGCGGGACUGUACUUGAAAAAGCCACAGCUACAAAUGACAACAAACAAAAUCAAGCCCAAACAGGACACAAAACCAGCAGAGAAUACUGUCCUCCCAACAUCACGGCUGCAGAACAGAUCACAUAUCAGACAAGCCACACUUAAACAAGUAACAAGCCACACUUUGCCUCCACUGCAAGAAGAGGAGGAUCUAGAAUCUGAGGAGUCGCUUGCUCAACAAUGUCUGCAAGAUAACCAACUCCUGUCGAAUCCAGCUACUAAUGGGCCUCCCAACCCACCAGCAGGCUCUCAGAUUCCUAAUGGACCAAGUCAAAUUGGUGACGCAGCACAAUUGAGAGCUGCUGCUUGGACUACAGACGCUGAAGAGGCCACUCGCCUGCUGACUGAGAAAAGGAGACAAGCCCGACUCCAAAGAGAGAAGGAGGAAGAGGAGCGCAGACUGAAAGAGGAGAUGGAAAGAAAGAACAGAGAGGAACUGGCCCGUCAAAGAGUUGAAGAACGAGCCAGACAGAAAGCAGAGGCCCUCAAACUGGAAGAGGAGAAGAGGAAGACAGAGGAAGAAGAGCGACUCAAGGCUGAAGAGGAAAACACUCGCAGACAGAAAGAGGAAGAAAAUAAGCUUCAACAGCAGAGGGAGCAAGAAGCUCGUCAGAGGGUGCUGGAAGAGCAGCAGAGACUGGAAAGAGAGAGUCGUUUCCAGAAAGAGGAGGCCGAACGCCAAGAAAGGAAAAAGCGUCUGGAAGAAAUCAUGAAAAGAACAAGAAAGACAGACUCUGAUAACAAGAAAACUGCGUCAGUGAAGGACAACUUGCCUUGUGAGAACAUGAAGCCUGUAAUCAGGCUACCAGGUACAGGACAAAUGCCAAAACUAGAGCGGAGGGAUGAGGAGGAUAUGCUUCCUACUGUGGCCUUUAAGGAGCGACGGUCCUUCCGCAGUCUUUCUGGCCUGGAUGAGAUACAAGCACAUCAGCAAACCGAGGUUAUCUAACCCACGGACCCGUCAUACGAUGCCAAGACCAUCAGAGCAACUUCAGCAAGCUUGUCUUUCUGAACAACACAAAAAACAUCAUAUGCACUUAAUUUCCCUGCACUUUAAUAAUCCUGUAGUUUAAUAGUCACACUUCUUUAUCUGUAUUACAAUUCUCGACUGCCCAGUUAAAAUGCCUGAAUUACAGCUUGAUUUGCUAGAGUGACAUCAUGCAUCGCUCAGAAGCUAGAUAAGUUUUGGUAUGUGGUAAGAUUCACAUAAUAAUAAUAAUAAUACUUGAUUAAUACUUAUGGACUUAAAGAUAGACUACCCACCAAAUAAAACUUGAAUUAUUCAUUUUUAAGCUUUAAUUUCAUCAUUUUAUAUUUUAGCCAGUAUGGUUUUAUGAAGACAAAUGCUUUCUCCGCAAAAUGUCUGAGCAGUGAUGUAAUGGUCUUAUGGAUUUAUCAGUCUUUCUUUUUUAUAAAUAUACACAUGUAAAUGGUAAUUCACCUGCACGACUGCAUACUGUAAACUACAGUUUAAAAGUUUGGGGUCAGUACAAUUUUUUAAAUAAUGAAUACUUUUUUCAGCAAGAAUGCAUUACAAUGAUCAAAAGUGAUAGUAAAGACAUAAGAUUGUUACAAAAAUAAUAUUGAAAAUAAAUGCGGUUCUUUUCUAAUCAAAUGAUCCUAAAAAAAUGCAUUGCAGUUGCCAUGAAAACAGAAUCAGCAUAACUAUUUUUAACUUUGAUAAGUUUCUUGAGCACCAAAUCAGCAUAUUAGAAUGAUUUCUGAACAAUUGUUUAACAUUGAAGACUGGAGUAAUGAUGCUGAAUAUUCAGCUUUGCAUUUACAGAAAAAAAAUAUUAAUACAUUUUUAAUAAAAUAGAUGCAGUCUUGGGGAGCAUGAGAGAGAGAAUCAAAUCUUACAAACCCCAAACUUUUAAAUGGUAAUGUCUGUGUAUUUUAUAUCUGUGCUAGAAACUAUUCAUAUAAUUAAGGAUCUCUUUUCAAUGCUGCUGCUUUGACUCAUGAGGAUACACAAAUAUACAGAGGAUAUUUUCCAUCUGUCCUCAUUGCUUACUAGUGCAUUUGUGUCACAGUAUUACACCAAACAGGUGAGCUCAUGAAUUUCCAUGGUUUCUGAUUUUACACCGCUGCUAUUUAGCUGUUCCAAAUAGAAAAACACCCCCACCCCAAUCCCCUUUAAUAAAUGAAAAUGUAUGAUUAUAUUAUGUGCUCGUCUGCCUUAUAAACAUUACUAUAGUGUGCCGGUACCUGCUGAACUUGUGCAAUGAUAGAGGCUUAUGCAAAUAUGGUCUAAAGAUGUAAACAGUUAAAUAAUUUUUUUUUAAUCAGUGUAAGUAAAUAAAUAAGCUUAAA